This is a messenger RNA of Bactrocera oleae (olive fruit fly), 5656 nucleotides long. RefSeq names its product (E3-independent) E2 ubiquitin-conjugating enzyme. Lineage: Eukaryota; Metazoa; Arthropoda; Insecta; Diptera; Tephritidae. Gene Ontology annotation, molecular function: ubiquitin conjugating enzyme activity. The record is from RefSeq and is a predicted model, not a curated record.
AACAAAUGUCAUGCUCUAAACUCUUGCCAAGGCAAUUUCUAUCACAAAAGAAUCUAUUUACUUAUAAGAAUAUUAAGGGCAAACUAAAUAUAUUUUAAAGUAAAUUCAUAAAAUUUACAUUUAAGACAUUAUCCUGUUAUUAAUAUAUUAAUUGCUGUUCAUAUAAAAAACUAGAAUUUAUGGUGUUGAAGUUAUAUCAUUUGUGUUACCCUUUGCUGCUAAUUGCAUUCGCUUUCAAUUUUCGUUCGUUUGUGAAGGCAGAAAAAUUAAUUCCGUUAAUUUUGGCACAAAAAAUCGAACAAAACAACAAAAAAAAUUAGCAAAUAGGGGAAAAAAUAGUAUAAUUAUAAAAUCUUUUUUAGCAAAAAAACGGUAAACACAUUAUUAAAAAGUGCCCAUGUGCAUAUUUGUCCGAAAACGAAAGUUAACACUAAAGAGAGUAAAGUGGGUGUAGAGUGAGUUAUAAUUAAGGAUCAAGACACGUAAAAACGAAGUUGUUUUAUGAUGGCAACGAAUGCAGAUAGUGACCACAAUCAGCAGCAGUUGAGAAGCGGUGAACACGAGCUACAACCCAAUGAUUCGGAAAAAUUUCUUCAGGAUAAAGGGGCAGCAACUACUAAUAAAUCAAUAGAAGUAAACUCAAACAAUUGUUGUGUAAAUUCCAUUGGAUGCACAUAUGUUCAAGAAGACGAGUCUGUAGAGUCCGAAUUUUUGCCUGUAAAACUUGGAACACCUAUUACUCGAGAACAAAUGCCAACCGACAUAUCAACUGAUAGCGAUGCUAAAGGACAAAAGAGUCCUGCUUUGGGGCGUGGUGUUGGCGGCGACUUGCCUGCGGACAAUCAAUACUUCUUUGAAGAUGAAGUUUUCCGCGUUGAUAAGAAGGGUCGUGUCAAAUUUGGUCUUGUAAUUGAGACGUCUGAAACAUAUUCCGGUGAUGAAGAUGACGAUUUCGAUGACGUGCUUCUAAAAGGUGAAGUACGAGUAGCAUGGUAUCCUGAUGGCAAAGAGGAGGUGCAGCCUGAAGGGGCGAUUGCAUUAGCUGAUCGCACUUUAAUGCCAGGUGAUGUUGUGCGACGAUUGGUGCCGGGCAAGGACACUCAACGCGGUUACUGUCGUGACAUUAGCAUGCAUGCCGAUGUCAAAGUGCUGGGAACAAAGUAUGUUAUUAAAAACGUAAUGACAGAAAGACUGCGUCCGAUCAAUAAUUGGCAACGAGAUAGCGCCGUUUGCUUAGAUUCAUGGGUGGGAAGCACCAAGGAUGUAGAAGAAAAAGCUGUAUUAAGGUCAACUGCCGGCGCUCGCAUGGAAAUCUCAUCCCACAAUUUUUUUGGUUUUACUGAUUAUAAUUCCCGCAAUACACACGGCAUAUUUAAUCCUCAUGUAUUUUAUCCCGGGAACACUGUGGUCGGACGAUUGCCAUCUUUAGAUGAUGUGAAACUAUUAACACCUAAUAUACCGAUACAUAAAAACAAAAAAGGCAAACCUUUCAAAGCAAAAUAUACUAUUGAAUCAGUUGAGACCGAUUCGGUUUGGGUUCACUGGCAAUGUAAGGCUCUCUCUGAAGAAAAUGCUAUUGACACCAGCGUGUUAGAGCAACCAAAUCCUUGUGUGAGCGGUGAAGACUUGUUGCGCCUAAAACGCCUGAAUCUCUUCGAAUCAUGUAUGGUACAAAUAAGUGAUCGCAACUACUUAAAAUUCUCUAACCUUGAUAACUUUAUAAAAAAAUCACAAUGGGAGAAAGAGCAAGCUAGUAAAUUUAAAGUAGCGUUAGCGCAAAUCCAAAAAACCGAAAAUCAGUAUGGUGGUUUAGUCAAUUCCGUCGGUCAAACUAAUGCCGGCAGUAAUAGUUCACAUCAUAUGGAGAAAACCAAAAAGAAGUCAAGUUUAAUAGAUGCUGAUACUAAAAGCGCGAAGCCCAAAAAAUCUACAUUAAAAACUGAUAAGCUAGGCAGUUCAAAUAGCAGAGACAAAACAUCAAACGAAACUUCUGUCGAUCAUAGUGCAUCCAAUUUUCCAUCGAGAAAAGCUUCAAAAACCAGUGGAGAACCAGAAUGGGUAACAGACGAUGAUGACGAGGACGACGAUGAAGACGUUUACUUCAACGAUGAUUUCUGUGAGGAUCGCGUCAGUACUACAACCUGCUCAAGUCCUUCUCCUCAUCAUAGCCCGAAACAUAGCAAAAGACAUCUAUUAAAAAAGAAAAGUAAAGUACCUACCAAACGUUCCUCUUUGAUGGUUCCAGAAUUUCAACCGAAAGACGGCGAUGAAUUAGUUACCGAAGCUCUUUUAGUAUACAGUACUGCCACAGUGGUUUGGCAGGAUGGUACCGUGGAGGCUGGCAUAUCUUCUACACAGUUGUACCCCAUACAUCAUUUAGAUAAUCAUGAGUUUUUCCCUGGUGACUUCGUUGUAUGCGGCAAGGAAGAUGGUGAUAUAACUUAUCGCGACUAUGGCGUUAUACAAAUGGUGGAUCAUCAGGGGCGCACAGCACGCGUCAAAUGGUAUACAACAUAUACAUCUGCUGAUGAACCGAGGCCGAAAUACAAUGGCGAGACAGAAGUUAGCGUGUAUGAUUUAAAAGAUCAUCCUGAUUUUCAAUAUCGUCCUGGAACUAUGGUUAUACGCGUUGCAAACUUUGUGGGUGCGGAUGCCACAUGUACCGCAGGUCAAAUCAUAGAUAAUUUCAUUGACGGACGAGCGAAAGUGUGGUGGGUUGACGGACAUAUAAGUAUGUGCUGGCCGCAAGAUUUAUUUGAAGUUGGCCAAUACGACCACGCUGAUUGGGGACACGAUUCGGAUGACUCGUGGGAGACUGAGUCUGAAAAUAGUGAACUAGGAGGAAGCACGCCAAUAAUAGCGCUGGAAGAAUCCCACAUCAUAACAAACAUUGAGCGUACACGCAUUGCUAUUGCACGCCUUGAGGAAAUUUUCAAUAUGAGUCCGAAUUUGCAGAAUGCCGAAGUUAUGCGUAAUUUGUUAAAUGUUUACAAAGGUUGUCGCUACUUGGAUCGCUUAUUAAACACCAGCUUCUUUCACGAAGACAAUUUCCAGGGUCUAAUUGAACGUGUACGCAAAGGCGGAACUCAAUCGAUUGCGGAGCGCGCACAAGACCGAAAAAAUCGUCUAUUUAGUUAUGUGCAAGCUACCUCACCAAAUGUCAAGCAUCAAGCUAUUGCGCCUCUGGAUAGUGUAGAAAAGACGCCGCCAAAACAACUUACCGAUGAUAAAUACGCCGGCGGUGCGCACGAAAUCGCCACCAUCACUAAUACACCUAAGGAAUAUGCGCCGAAGAUACUCUUCAACAUCUCCCCAACACCGUUUAAAUCCCCAUCGUCCGGGACAGGUGGUGGACCAUCGAGUACUAUCACUUCUCCGUUGGUACUACCUGUGCUGAGGUUAAAAUCGACCACAUCGAUUUCUACUGUAACACAAGCACAAUCCACACAUAAUUUGUUCGAAAACGCUGGGGUAAAGAAAGCCUCUUCAAGUACUACUGAGGCACAGUCAAGUGUUCAUAAUAGCGGAAAUGCAGAUAUUAAGACCUACACUGGUGGCGCCAAUAUAUCCACGCAUCAAAAAAAUAUUCUGGCACAGAAUAAUCAAUUGCUUAACUCUGCAAUGCUCAACAUUGAAAGAGCAUUUGAGAAAACUUGUCAAUUAAAAUCAGCAAUAGGAUCAUCACAGGAUGACUCUGGCAACUGUUCGCGCAAUGAAAACUGUGAUGGCAGUUCCACCAGUUACUCGGAUCUCACUAACGGUUCGGUGAAAGUUAAUGACGAUCAAAACUCGAUGUCCUGCAGCAGCAUUGAAUUUAAUGAAGACGCUGCACCUGAAAUGGAUUGUGUGCGCCUUUGUGCUCUACUAAAGGAACAAUUGGUUAAAUGCAUACAACAGAUUCGGGAAAAAUACUACAAAGGCGAGAAUAUUAACUUAAGUGAAGUAUUCAGUUUUGACGGAAUUGAGGAAACACAAAUUGAGGACCCUAUGGAGGUAGAUGAUGAAGAGUCAACUGAAGGCCAGGAUCCUGAAACGUCCACAAUAGAAUAUAAGCAACAAAUAAACCUCACUAAAUCCGACCCAGUUGCUAUGAGUACACCAUCGGAAGCCAAUGCAUGCAUAUCGCUGGAUUCUGUUCUAAGUUCACCCAUUGAAUCAAUUUCCACUUCAAUCGCGAACUCUGAAUAUUUUCAAGUUUUGCCUCAAGCACCGCCCGGUCACAAGUUUCAAUUGACUAUUUUUCAUCCGAAUAAUACCCAACAAUAUUAUAGAGCUGUACAACGUGAGCAUCGCAUGCUAAAGACUUCACUGCCGCCCGGCGUAUGGGUUAAAGUUUUUGAAGAUCGUAUGGAUUUACUAAGUGUUAUGAUUGAGGGCCCGAAGAAAACACCGUAUGAAGAUGGCUUAUUUUUCUUUGAUAUACAACUUGGUCGCGAAUAUCCGAAGAGUCCGCCAUUGUGCCAUUACAUCAGCUAUUGCUCCGAUCGCCUAAAUCCGAACCUAUACGAAGACGGCAAAGUUUGUGUAUCUUUGCUAGGCACAUGGGCUGGACGCGACUCGGAGGUUUGGGGCACAAAUAGCACUCUCCUACAAGUGAUCGUGUCUAUACAGGGUCUCAUAUUGGUGCCCGAACCGUACUUCAACGAGGCUGGUUACGAAAAGCAAAAAGGCACUCAGCAAGGUAGUGAAAACUCUCGUAUGUACAAUGAAAUGGUUAUUAUAAAAAUGGUGCAGUCAUCCACGAAACUGCUGCAACAGCCACCAGAACUCUUUCGACAAGAAAUAUGCGAACAUUGGAAUCAACGCGGCCUUUCAAUGUAUGAACGCAUUAAUGGUUGGAUGGAAUUAUCCAAGGCCACGACAAAUAACCAAAACGAAGAGGCUACAGCGAAAAUUGUAUCGGAGGAGAUGCACCAGCCGAAGCAAACAAAUACAAAUGAAGUCAACGCUGAAGAACCCAAAGUUACGUUCGCUUCACCCGAUUUUCCACUUGUACCUGCAAGCCGUGGCUUUUGUCUAACAUUAGCUGGCCUCUUAGAAACUUUCAAUUCAAAAUUAGUAGCGUUAAAAGCGGAACGUAAACUACUAGUGGGGAAAAGUGACGCAACAGCGACUGAACGCCACCUUGAAUAGAACGCGAUAUCGGCGCCGUUCAUGAUAACUUUGAGCCUAUUGCUGGCUUAACGGCUUUAGAUUUUCAAUACUACAAUUGAAAAUUGUAAAAAAAGGAAUAAUUUAUUUUGUAUUAUUAUUAUUAUUAUUUUUUUUUUUAAUAAUUUUGCCUUUUUAUGGUGCUUAUGUCCGUUUACUAAACAUUAGUGUGAAAAUCACAAUUGCAUUGCUGUUUAAAUGCGCUUAAACGUUGUCAUAUUUAUAUACAUACACAUAGUAUAUCGCUAGUUUUUGUAUUAAUGCAAAGUAUUAAAUGAUAAAUUUAAGUCACACACCGAAACUCACAAAUAAGCAUGUUAAUUUAUAAUCAUGAAAAUUUGUUUAUCAAAAUUGUAACAAGAUAAAAUACUUUAGCACUAAGCGAAUACAAAAUCAUUAUCACGAGUUUGUUAAAUUCUUGGAAUCUCAAAAAUGCUCUUCUAUGUAUUUGUAAUGGAAAAUAAAUUGCUAGCAAUUCUAAUAAACAACUGUAUAUAACUAAGUA